AAAUUGAAGUAAAAUUGUCCUUGUGGGUGGUGAAAUUUAAAGAGCGUCACAAGUAGCAGACGACCGAUGUAAACAAACAUUGUCGUCAAGACGCCACGAGCACAUGUUUCGAUAAACGGAAACGGGUAGCAGACGAACAUUAUUGAAACUUAAUUAAGCGCUUAGCAGACACGGUGGAUUAUUUUGAUAUACUGCAUAAUACUUGCAUUUUGUUUGUGAUCACCUACUACUGCAGAAACACAAAAUGGGAGACUUUGCGAAGCUUCCGUCCAAAAAGAAGCUUGAAGGCACGUUUUACGACUACUCAGGUGGCCAGAAGACGAUGGACCUUGAAAACUUCAAGCGCCUCUGCUACAAGUACUACCUCGCCCCAACCACAAAGGCUGCCUGCGAGCUCUUCACUCAGCUUGAUAAAGACAGCGAUUCUCUGCUCUCAUUCGACGAAGUGGUCGCUUUGAUGGAGAAGCAAUGGACGCCUAUCAACGAACGAAAAGUGACCUUCUUGGAAGAUUUGCGCAAAUGCAGGAAAAAGACGGGUCCAAUAAAUCGCGAUGAACUGCGCGAGAUCCUGCAACAGAAUAGCGAAGAGGCUCUCACAGACGAGGAUGUGGACUACUGCUUCGAUAAGCUUGACAUCAACGGCGAUAAGGAGAUCUCAGAAGAAGAAAUAUGCGAACUAAUUUUCAAAAUGGAAGAUUUGAUGUCAAGAGAGCCCUCCAGAGUCGAAAUCACGCUUAAAUCUGAAAAGAAAGACAAGAAAGAUGAAAAGAAAGACAAGACAGAUGAAAAGAAAGACAAGAAAGAUGAAAAGAAAGAAAAGAAUGAAAAUCAAGAAAAUCACAAAUCGCGGUCGCGAUCACGCUCGAACUCCGGAUCCAGAAAAGGUUCGGCAAAACAUCGCAAAGGAUCAGGAAAAAAGAAGUCUAGAAGCAGGUCUUCAAGUAGUAGCAGUGGGAAAGGAUCGCGACAGGGAUCAGCACAUCAGAAAAAGACGGAAGAGGUUAAUGAUUAUCAGUUGAUUCCUGAACCUGAGCGUGGACCGGAUGAAAUGUUCACGGCGGAACAUGUUGCGACAGAAACUGAAUUAGGGGAACAAAAGCUAGAAAAGGGGGAAGGCAUUAACGCAAAGAUUACAGCGCCUUCUGGCGACCACCCGAGUAAUUUCCAGGACAUGUCGCCGAUGGUAUCAGGACCAGCGGCAGAUAAAAAGCCAACCCAAAAAGCUCUGACGAAUGAUGCUGACGCCGAUGGGGAAAACAUCGAAGAAGAUCACGAUAUUAUGGAUGAGGAAAUGGAAGAAACGGAAGAAAUUAAAGAAACUGAAGAAACAGAAGAGCACGAAGAAACGGAAGAAAUUGAAGAGACUGAAUUACCUAAAGCAAAGUCGACAGAAAAGGCGAAAGCAAAGUAAAACAAAAAGCAAGCUAGAUAUUCAUGUUGACAAUGUACACAAUACAUGGACGAUGUUUGUUGAAUGCAUUCGCAAAGGCAUAAUCUGCAAUAUUGCUCUUGGUAUUUCGUUAUUUCUUAUAGAUAUAAACAUUGCACUCAUUUAAAAACAUUCUUCAAGCGCUUAUGUAAAUAAUUCUUUGUUAUGAUCAACAUCCUUACAUUUCACCUUUUUUAUAGGCACAUAUAUCUUGUUUGCAGACGGAAGAAGAAACAUCAAUGUUCAAUGAUUUUGAAUGAAUCAUUCAAUUUCAGUUGGGUGUUCGUAACUUUAAAAUCUCAAAAUAGAUAUUCAUAUUUAGUUUAAUAUUUUACACAAUGCACAUAUGUUUUACAGUCAUAUUAUUUUAGAAAUAAAUCUAUACAAAUAUUUAUAAA
Messenger RNA from Dreissena polymorpha, 1827 nucleotides. Its product is annotated as serine/arginine-rich splicing factor 4-like. NCBI's taxonomy places the organism in Eukaryota, Metazoa, Mollusca, Bivalvia, Myida, Dreissenidae. Gene Ontology annotation, molecular function: calcium ion binding. The transcript is spliced from 6 exons. The coding region runs from base 245 to 1411 and encodes 388 amino acids. The record is from RefSeq and is a predicted model, not a curated record.